AUAUCUUAAAGCGCUCCCUCGAUUUCCUUUUAAAAGCUUGCCGGAUAGUGACGGAUAAUAACCGUGGGGAUUCCAGCGCAACAACAAAGGUAAAAUUAAAGAAAUAUAAUAAUCCGACAAACGCGUGAAUCAAAUUGAUUGAAAAAACAUUUCAUCCUCGUUUUCAACUCGACAGACAGCAUUUACGGCAAAAGCAUGGUAAAAAUCAGUUUGCCCUGGUUGUUGUUGGUUGUUUUGAAACUGGCCAGCCGGGAAAUCAAAUCUGACGAAAUCGUUACACUACAAGAAGUCUACGACUUAUGUCAAGGAGACACAAACGCCGAAAUAUGCGACUUUCUGGGAAAAUCGCCAAAUUUUCUAGACAUCGACAGGAUGGAAAUGCCGGACAAACGCAAACAAAAAACUGUGUUUUCCAGUUGGGGAGGAAAGAGGCAAAACAAUUUUCCCUAUUUGGGUAAACGGCCAGCGUUUUCCAGCUGGGGGGGCAAGCGAUCGUCGGACAAAAAAAACAGCCGACCCAAGCAAACGUUCUCAAGUUGGGGCGGCAAGAGGAGCAUGGACAUGGACACUUACAACAUGGAUACAACCGACCACCAAAUGGAAAAAAGAGAUCUAAACGGAUUCAGACCCGAAGACAAAACAAAUUACCGAAACAAAGUGACCAAAGGAAUACACGCUUUGUUUACUAUGUUUUCGGAUUGGUCAAAGGAGCCCGAAGAAAAGAAAGGCAGUCGAUACACUCGUGUGAAUGGCUUGAGGACAGGUUCGGAUUUUUUUUCAUGGGGCGGUAAACGCGCCAAUGGAAAUACCGAAUAAACAUUGUUUUCUUUAUAGUUUAUGUUAGGCGCAUUACGAUUUUGUCUACAUUUUAUUUGUAAAACUGUAAACCAUUUUCUGACCGUUUUUAAUCUUAAUAAAGUCACGUGUAAUGCUGAUAAAAUCUUACUUAAGCCAUAAUUAAUUACCUUUUAGGUAGUAACAAUAAUGUUAUGUUAAUGUGCAUAGUAUGCAUACGGUAUUGAUUAGUAUGUUAAAUUGUCGUAGUCAGCUCUGUGUUGUUAUAAAAUUUGGCUUUUAUUUUGAUGCUUAAUUUUUCCAAAUUUUUAAUAUUCUAGAAAAAAUCCCCCCCCCCCGACUUCCAUCCUUUUUGCUCCAGCGAGAAAUCAUAUACUGUGUUAUAAUAAUUUUUAUUUAUAAUAUAUAUAAUAUAUACUGUUAAUUAAUUUACAUUUUGAUGAAUUAUAUAAUCUGUCUACCUUACAAAAUUACAAACAAUAUUUU
This is a messenger RNA of Adelges cooleyi (spruce gall adelgid), 1281 nucleotides long. RefSeq lists its product as uncharacterized. NCBI's taxonomy places the organism in Eukaryota, Metazoa, Arthropoda, Insecta, Hemiptera, Adelgidae. The record is from RefSeq and is a predicted model, not a curated record. Bases 196 to 816 code for a protein of 206 amino acids. The transcript is spliced from 3 exons.